AUGAUUUGCUACGAUUAUAUCUUCCUCAUUCUACGACGACACCCAACUGGUCUAAAAGUGGAGGAAAUCGAUGAAAAGAUUAAAGCCAAUGGCAAGGAUUUUGCGCACAGCACUAUCAUGCAGGCCUUAAAAUCUAAAGAGUUCAGAUGCCGGGAGGAAUUAUGGAAACUGACAGAGGAGGCCGGUCGGAUCCGUAUCUUGCCACGAGCGGAGGAUUACAUGACUUGCAAGGCGACUUUGAUCAAAGCUCUUGAACUUUAUGGACCGGGGUCCAUAGAGCAUAUUCGGGAAUCAUGCUUACAGAAAGCGUGCUUACUUACUGAGUACCAAAUUUUGCACCUUCUUUUGACAUACCCGAAUUUUAGAUGCAUGGGCCAUAUUUGGGAUCUCAACUUCAAGCUCAACCCUAUACUCAAUAUUCCCGAGCGACCCGACCAAAUUCUGCCAUCCUUCAAAGAGAUGUUCCCUGUGAAGAUUCUAAGAGUUGUUCCCUCCCAAAAAAUGAUCCAAUUAACCCCCUGA
Penicillium verhagenii is the source of this 522-nucleotide messenger RNA. RefSeq lists its product as uncharacterized. NCBI's taxonomy places the organism in Eukaryota, Fungi, Ascomycota, Eurotiomycetes, Eurotiales, Aspergillaceae. The transcript has 3 exons. The coding region runs from base 1 to 522 and encodes 173 amino acids. The record is from RefSeq and is a predicted model, not a curated record.